AUGUGUUUGCGGGACUCUGGAUCGAUACGUAAUGCAUGUCGAAUGUCUUAUUUAAAGUGGCGCAAUAAUACUGAAUUUGUUAGCGUGUUAAAUCGUCUCAAAGAUGAACCAAACGAAUCUAUAAUGAACAACGACGAUGAAGUAAGAUUAUCUGAGCAUAUUGUUGUCAUUACGUAUCGAUUGCUUCUUUACAAUGAUGAUCAGAAUAGUGAAUGUGUAACAGCAGCGUCAUCAACUGAUCCGGUUGAUACAAACAUUGUGACUUUACCGUUGAAUAUGACUGUUUCAUCUCAUCAAUAUGUUUUUGAUAAUAAUCGAUAA
Molecule: messenger RNA, 321 nt
Organism: Rotaria sp. Silwood2
Lineage: Eukaryota; Metazoa; Rotifera; Eurotatoria; Philodinida; Philodinidae
Source: the annotation of a GenBank genome assembly